AUGGAUCUUUUAUCAGUCCUCCCGGACUUCCAUACAAAACCGUAUGCGCAUAUACUUCCGCCUUUGGAGAGAAGCAAGAUAACCACGGUUGAUCUCAUCACUCUCGAUACGCUUGAGAUCGCGAAACGCGCCCACGUGCCUCCAGCCGAUGUUCGUCGGUUGUGCGCCAGUGUCAUCAAGGCGCUCCAUCAUGAUAUCGGAUUUGAAGAUAUCGAUCAGCCCGCGUCUGCCGAGCCGAGCUCCAGUAUCAAUGAUGACCUGCCGAUUACCCUGGGAUCCACGACAAAGCUAGACCUGUCGCAAUGGAGCGCGAUCAGCACUCUCGACACCGCAUUAGAUGACCUGUUGGGCGGCGGGGUACCAACUAGCUAUGUGACGGAGGUGACCGGCGAGAGUGGGAGUGGUAAGACACAAUUUCUCCUCACUCUGUUGCUGGCCGUCCAGCUUCCUUCACCUCGGGGCCUGGGGAAGAACGCCGUCUACAUCUCUACAGAGGCCCCUUUGUCGACGCCACGGCUCUCCCAGCUCGUUUCUUCCCACCCGUACCUCUCGACCCUGCCUCGCGAUCGUGCCCCGACGCUGGAGAAUAUCCUAUCCAUCAAUGCCAUGGACCUCGAGUCACAAGACCACAUACUCAACUAUCAACUCCCCGUCGCGAUUCAACGCUACAACAUCGGACUCGUUGUCAUCGAUUCUAUCACCUCCAACUACAGAGCAGAGCAUACCGCACACAAUAUGCUAGGCCUCUCGACUCGAUCGGGGGAACUCACCAAGCUGGGACAAAUGCUACGCAAUCUGGCGGUACAGGAGGACAUCGCAAUUGUGGUCGCGAACCAAGUCUCUGAUCGAUUCGAUGCCAUGGACGGUGCUUCAGGAUUCCCAAGGAUAGGAGGUGGUGUACCAGGAAACGGAUCCCCUUCUACUCAACCACAACAACCUCAAUCCGCUCGCGAGCCAGGCAACGCGUCCCCCUUACCAAGAGUCCGGGCAACCGAGUCCGGCAACGUCGAACUAUCCCAACAUAAUGCUAUGCCACCAUCUUCUCCCUCUCCCUUCCCGUCUUCACCGUAUGCCGCCGAAGAAGACCCGCAACAGCAACCUUUCGACGGCUCAUACCUGGUGGGAAACCCGGUGCGCAGUGAGAUCCUCAGCCUGCUGCAUCAGCAGCGGUUCUUUACCGGAUGGGGCGACUCGCCGCAGCCAUUCCCCCCUAGUUCAUUCCCAGGUUUCCAGAGACCGUCGCAGAAGACACCAGCCUCGGCCUCGUAUCCUCUUCUUCCAGAGAGUACCCCUGUCCCACCAACAGCCAAAGUACACCCGGAACCGGAGGCGCCUGAUUUCCCCGGUGAGCGAGAAAAGCCCCAAUCAGAUCCCCCAGCAGAGACUGUCGCCGAGGAGAAAGGCACAGAAGCCGAAGAUAGUCCCGAAACUGCUUCUGUUCCUGCCCCUGCUCCAGUCUCUGAGGACAAACCGAGUAGCUCGCAGCUACCACCACCCUCACCUCAGCCGCCCGAGCGUCCUGUCCGGCGUACUAUGAAACUCGUCUUUGCGCCCUGGACCGGAGGGUUGGUGAACGAGCAAAACGAAACCCAAGACGAAGUCAGCUUUACGAUCUGGAAAGGUGGAUUAAAGAGCUGUGAAUAG
Molecule: messenger RNA, 1644 nt
Organism: Aspergillus nomiae NRRL 13137
Lineage: Eukaryota; Fungi; Ascomycota; Eurotiomycetes; Eurotiales; Aspergillaceae
Product: putative DNA repair protein (Rad57)
Exons: 3
Coding region: 1-1644 (547 amino acids)
Biological process (GO): DNA repair; mitotic recombination; DNA recombinase assembly
Molecular function (GO): DNA strand exchange activity; double-stranded DNA binding; ATP binding
Source: RefSeq, a predicted model, not a curated record